This is a messenger RNA of Verticillium alfalfae VaMs.102, 3691 nucleotides long. Its product is annotated as UDP-N-acetylglucosaminyltransferase. The record is from RefSeq and is a predicted model, not a curated record. The coding region runs from base 290 to 3691 and encodes 1133 amino acids. Gene Ontology annotation, biological process: protein O-linked glycosylation. Gene Ontology annotation, molecular function: protein binding; glycosyltransferase activity. The transcript is spliced from 2 exons. NCBI's taxonomy places the organism in Eukaryota, Fungi, Ascomycota, Sordariomycetes, Glomerellales, Plectosphaerellaceae.
GCUCUACCGCACAACAAAGAUCAUCACCGCCACAUAUGAGGUCGAAGCUUAGCAUCAAGUCAAAUCGCGGAAGAUUCAACGUCACUGUGUCAUCACACAUUUUUUGGCACGCAGUUGUCUUGGCGCUGGCAUUGCCGCCGCCGACAUGAUCCUCUAGAUGCAGUCAGCGGCCGUUUCAGCCAUGCUUUGAUUGAUCAUCAGGCAAUGACAGAACGAACGCUCGAAGUCGGGAACACGACAUUGCUGGUCGCGCCCAUCUCUUCCUUCUCGAUUCGACUCCCUCAUUCCGAUGUCCACCCAAAAUCUCUACCUGCAAAGCCUGCCGUCACAACCCAUGUUGCCUCUGGUUCAGGUGCACCAUAAGGUGCAUCCACAAUCAAACCACCAAGCAGUCCCCUCGCAUUACAACCGCCACAGUCCGAGCAACCCCUCGGGCGACCAGCUUCCACAGUCAUCAAGAGACCCCGUAUCUUUUCUGUCUCCGAAAGAACUCGCAAGAGCCAUUCCCAUUCGGAAUCUGCAGCCCGGCCAUCCUAUCUACCAUCGCACAGCAAGACUCUCGCUCCCAUCCUAUGUCGCUGAUCACAAUGAAUACCAGCUAAGACGCAAGACUCCAAACGGAACCUUGCAUGCCGGCUACGAUGGCUCUCCAACACAGCUUGCCCAAGGCCCUCCGCCGUUAAAGCACAUGAUACUAUCAGCUCCGCCGGCUGCUUCAGUAACCUCCCGGCCGCAAAUGGUUCACAAUGUAUACUCCGCUUAUCCGUCGAGCCUGCGCGCGAACGGGUUUACUUCACAAGUGUGCGACAGUCACACUUUCGAUGCCGUACAUACGGCUUCUAUCACACAAUGCCCACGAUCUUCUCUGCACGAUUUCCAACAACAGAGGCGCUACUCGGCCGAUCCUAGUACUCCGCGCUUUCACGGAGCCACAUAUGAUAUCAGUAAUGAACCGGAACGGUGGUCAACUUGGUAUAGUGCCCAGCCACAACCUCCGUACGACAACUUGACCGCCAGAGCUGGCUGUCUGGGUGCGCCCAAUGCCUUCGAUCAUAUAGACAGCCGUCCAGAUCGCAGCGAACUCCGAGACUUUGGAUCUAUGCCGCCUCGCAAUGGUCUUGAAUACCCACCCUCCGUGUUACAGACGUCAUAUCCUGCUGUGGAGUCUCUUGCUAUAGGAUCCAAUUCUUUCCAGCCUGAUAUGUCCACGGCCUCUCAAUUCAGAGAGAAGACACUAACUCAGGCAUAUCGUGCUUACAUGGAUUUACUCACGCAACUUCAUCAUAUGCGGAAGGCUGGCCCUUCGUCGCUGAGCUCUAGCGCGCUGUCAAAAUUGCUUGUCUAUCCAAAGCCAUCGAAACCGACGCCUUGGGACCCCAACAUAGCUCUAGGGGGGCCAGCCCACGACACCGAGCUAUCGUUCACGAAUACGAGAACGAGGGCGACGCGGUUUCCAACUGCGGACAUGUAUUUCGUCGGUACACCUCCAGUUGAGUGGGAUGCUGGUCCCAAGCAUGUCCCUGUCGUUCCAGCAGCCAUGAUGCCAUGCCAUGCUUUGCCUAUGGAGAUAAACAAGGGCUCGCCAUCGUCAAGCGCGAAAGCUUCAUUAGAGACUCUGACACACCUCUGUGAACAAAGCAGUUGGAAAUGGACAGACGGGAUGAUGCUUGGAGGGUGUCUACUUUAUGGGCUUGAUCGCUUCGAAGACGCCUCGGACUGGUUCAGUCGAAUCAUUGAGCUUAACGCCAACAAUGUAGAGGCUAUGUCGAACAAGGCAGCGACGCUUUUCUGCCUGAACCGACAGGAAGAAGCCGAAAAGCUUUGGCUCCAAGCUAUUAGAAUACGCCCGCAAUUUAUAGAGGCUGCUGAACACCUCGUUGGCUUGCUUUACAAGAAGCGAGGUCGGGAAGCUGUCAGGAUCAUCGACUUCAUCCAGCGGUCCUUGAAGCUGCCGGGCGUCACAAGUCAUUCAAGAGAACUCGAUUCGAAAUUGGCAAGAAACUCUGAAUCCAGCGACAGCCAGACCCGAACAUCUUCCCUCCCGUUGUCUGAGAAUGCAGACGGAAAGUCGUCAGGGUUUGGAUCCAGCGGUUAUGCCAUACCAGCAUCUGAAAACGGCCGGAUGCUUGCCCUCGUGCACGCCAAGGGUACUAUGCUGUAUAGUCUCAAAGAAGUUGACAGGGCAUCGCGAUCCUUCGAGGAAGCAGUCUUAAUUAGUGCUGGGCGGCAAUUUGCAUGCGUCCGGGACCUAGUGUUUAGGGUCCAGUCAGUCCUCUCCCCUGGGCAAUGGGUGUCAGCAACACAAGGCAUCCCGAACACGGACACUUUGCCUCCUCUUCUUCUACCACCCGAGAGGGCACGGAAUACUGCCGGUCUUGUUUUCCCCGGGCGCGGCAAGUUGCCAGGCCUUGUUUGUGUACCGAAUGGAGGUCCAAGGCGGGCAGCUAUACAAACAACAAGCAACUCACUGUUGUCGCUUGCCAAGAUCUACCAGGACACCAUGUCAAGCGCAGCGGGUAGUUCGGUGCUUAACCAGCGUCCCUCCGGCAUUAACGACAUCCUCGCGCUCUACUAUUUGUCUCUUUCUUUGCAAGAAAGCCCUUCAACGGCAAACAAUGUCGGCAUCCUUCUUGCCAGUGUGCAACAAGCCCCCAGCACGACCUCGCAAUUCAUGGUAUCGAACAGACCGCAGGCGUCGGGCAUACCCGGUAUCUUGCCGGGGAGUGGCCUCGCGCUUGCCCUGUCUUACUACAAUUAUGGUCUGUCGUUAGAUCCAAAACAUGUUCAUCUCCACACCAAUCUUGGAAGUCUGCUUAAGGAUAUUGGCCAGUUGGAUCUGGCCAUCCAGAUGUACGAACAAGCUGUCUCGUGCGAUGGUACAUUUGACAUCGCCCUAACAAACUUGGCCAAUGCCGUUAAGGAUCGAGGCCGCACUAGCGAUGCCAUCGCAUACUACAAGCGGGCAGUACUUUCUAAUCCCGACUUCGCAGAAGCUGUGUGUGGAUUAUUCACGGCACUGAAUUCGGUCUGUGACUGGAGAGGACGGGGAGGCUUGGUGUUGCCCGAAAACGAAUACGAUCGAUGGCAUGUUGACGAUGACGGUAUGCUCGUGGAUGCUGCGGUCCAGCGUCAAGCGAGUGGCCUAACAAAGAAAGUGGUCGACAUUGUGCGAAAGCAACUCGAGGAGGCAUCGACCUGGGGUAUUGGUGCGCUGCCAGAAGGAGAUCUCACAAUCUUCGUUUCACAGUUGCAGCAGGCGCGAGCCUUUGCUGCAGACGACGCGUUCGAAAUUACAUCUGGUCUUCGAACAUGGUCUCGGAAACAUUGGGAAGGCUCGCGCAUUCUGCGCUUUGUCGAGCGGUCUACAAAAGCGGUCAUGCGACGGUGGUAUUGCGACAUAUAUAUCCUCGAUCUGACAACCAGAUCAACUUACAACCGGCCGCUGUUGCCGCCUGCUCUUACGGUUCCGUCCGCACCGACCGUUCUCCCAUUUCACACAUUUACAUGUCCCUUGACCGCCCAGGAUGUACGCAUGAUAUCGCAACGCAAUGCGUUGAGGAUCUCAUGCUCGACCUUACGGGCGCCCUGGCUGCCACGCUCUGUCUACCGACCCCCUCCUCCACCAUCGCCUCAACUCAAUGUUGGUUAUGUUUCGUCCGACUUCAAUAACCAUCCCCUUGCUCACCUGUAA